AUGUCAGAAGCAGAUAAAUAAGCAGAGCAACCCAGAACAAUUGAGGUUCCUCUAUUGCAAUCUACAUUAGCUAGAUUAGGUAUAGAUAAAAAUAGUGAAAAUUGGCGUUAACAAGUCAGAGCACUUAGAUAAUCUAAGGAUUAAAAAUUCCCAGUGAUGAAGAAUGAUACUUUAUUAAGAGUUAUAAAAAGAGAAAAGAUUGAUCAUCUUCCUAUUUGGGUUAUGAGAUAAGCAGGAAGAUACCUCCCUGAAUUCCGUGAAGUAAGAAAAAUAUGGAGCUUCUUCGAGUUGUGUGAUAAUCCUCUACUUGCUGCUGAGGUCACUUUACAACCUUUAGAAAGAUUCCCUAUGGAUGCAGGAAUUAUAUUUUCUGAUAUUUUGGUUGUCCCUAAGGUUAUGGGCAUGGAAGUUAUUAUGGAAGAAAAGAGAGGCCCAGUUUUCCCUUAGCCUUUAGUCGAGCCCUCAGACUUAUAGAAGCUUAGCAUCCCUGAUCCUGAAUCUCUCGGUGAUGUGUAUGAUGCUCUUUAUCUUUUCCGUCAAGCAGUUGAAGGAAAAGUAACAACAAUAGGAUUCGCAGGUGCUCCUUGGACUCUUAUGAGCUACAUGAUCGAAGGUGGUGGUAGUAAAAUGUUUUCUAAAGUUAAGAAAUGGAUUUUCAAAUGGAAGGAAGAGAGCAAAAAAUUGUUAAGUAUGAUUUCAGAUGUUCUCAUUGAAUACAUCUCAAAAUAAAUUGAAGGUGGUGCUUAAAUAAUUUAACUUUUUGACUCCUGGGCUGGUGAGUUGGGUCAUGAAGAUUACUGGGAGUUUGGUCUAUCUUACUGUGUUAGAGUUGCCACUGAAGUGAAGAAGAGACACCCUGAAACUCCUAUAAUUAUGUUUGCUAAGGGUAAUCAUUCAGAUAUGGUUUUCAAGCAUGACUGUUUUGACUGUGUAGGAAUCGAUUAUGCUUGGGAUUUAUCUCUUGCAGCUAAAUAUUCUCAGCAAUAUAAUAAAGUUAUUCAAGGUAAUUUAGAUCCUGGUGUUUUAUUAGCAGAAAAAGACACCAUUAGAGAAAAGACUCGCAAGAUGAUAGAUAUUGUAGGUGUUGAUAGAUAUAUUGUAAAUUUAGGACACGGUAUGUGGCCUGAACAUGAUCUUGAGCAUUUAGCUGUUUUUGUUGAUGAGACACAUAAAUACUCUGCCUCUAAAUUAAAAUGA
This is a messenger RNA of Tetrahymena thermophila SB210, 1197 nucleotides long. Its product is annotated as uroporphyrinogen decarboxylase. Gene Ontology annotation, molecular function: uroporphyrinogen decarboxylase activity. Gene Ontology annotation, cellular component: cytosol. The transcript has 2 exons. Lineage: Eukaryota; Ciliophora; Oligohymenophorea; Hymenostomatida; Tetrahymenidae. Gene Ontology annotation, biological process: heme biosynthetic process. The record is from RefSeq and is a predicted model, not a curated record.